CCUCCACACUGUCAAAUAUCAUACUCAGUUCAUGCCUGAAGUCCGACUUCACCAGCCUUCAUUCCUUGAUUAACUACCCUAGACUGUAAUCUCAAUGCAUAUACCAUUCACUCCUAAUCAUGUGCAGCUCAUUACCGCUUGCUAUCCUCCUUCCGCAGCUCUCCUCAACUCCGGCCCCGAGUACCGUCCGAACUCGCAAGAACUGUCGCGAUUGACCUACUAUGCUGCCAACCGUCCUGGAAAGAUUACUAAGCUGGGCAGUGAACUCGAGAAGAGGGUGCGAGCGGACUGCAGACGAGCGCAGGCGGGAAAUACUCGUGCGAGAGCGUCUCUCCUGAUAACACUGUCCAUCCUGAAGGCAUUGGCUACCGAAUGCCGUCGAGACAUCUCGCUUUUGUCAUCUUCGCUGUUAUCCUCUGUCCUCCUCACUAUAACUUCUCUAUCCUCUGAUCUUGAAGUCCUGGCGAGAGCAGCAACACUUUUCGUUUCAUGGACCACCUACACCGACGGGCAUCUCAUAGGCGUCGAUAGCGGAGUCACACGAGACUAUCUUGCGUCUUUGAAACAGUUUGCCGAGUUCAGUCGAGCAAACGGCAAGGCUCGCGAUGCAGAGGUUAGGAACCGGACGCGUCUCGUUGGCCUGUCAGCGCUUUCUGGGGCCGUCACUUCAGAAGCGUUAUACACCGCUUCGCAACUCUUUCGCGAACAGGUCUCGUUCAUAACCUCGGCGGUCCUGGUCACUGUCUUUGAAGUGCGGGUGCUGACGCUAGACAAAGCCUCUCUCAUGAUCAAGGAGAAGCCCGCCUCACCUUACCUUAGCGAAUUCCGUACCCGCCCUCCCAAUGAAAGGCGUGCAGCUUCCAUCCACGUUCAUGUUGACGGUGACAAAGGCCCUUCAAUGGAAGAUGUUACUGAGGCUUGCUUGCGAGUGCUGUCUUCUGUCUUCGAACAUUCCAAUGCUACUCAGGUCGGAUCAAUCAUGCAAUCCCUUUUCGACAGCCUUGAAGAUACGAAAGGAUGGGAAAAGCCUGAGCAUUGCUGUUGGCUCGCGCGGAAAGCUGCCGAUUGGACACAGUACCAAUAUCGAUAUGCGGUUCCAACUCGUCUGGUCGAAAGGCUAUUAGAAGGCCAGGACGCGCCUAUAACGACAGCUCUUCACAGCAGCCUGGCAGCCAUGAUAACUGCAGUUUUCACGUCCCCUACUCCCCUGGUGAAUCUGUCAACGUCGGAUAUCAUCUCAAACCUCAUGACGUUGUUGCUUCGUCGUGUCGCCAUCGAUCCUGAAGAUGCUGUCCUGCCGGCCGUGGUUGGAUGCAUCUCAUCUCUCGGCAUGCAUGUUUAUUAUGCCGACCAAAUACAAGAUCUUGCGGCCGAGCUUAUCAGCCGCCUGACAGUCGUAGAAAUCAAUGGCCUCCCUCCAGGAGGAGGAAAAGCUGACAAAGAGAAGUGCAGGGCGACGGCCUUGAGAUGCCUUCUGUCGGGACUCACGGGACUCAUGCGAGCGGCAGAUAGCCACAGUUCGGGUGAUGCUUCUGGAGGGGAGCUUGCGAAGGAUCACUCCAGAGCUGGUGGCGCCCCCUCUCAUUCUGUUUCACCUAAAGUUGCUUCGCCUACCGACGGUCUUACGGGCGGCGAUGGCAUGCACGUCAAGCCGUCGAGACGAACAAAGAUAUCUCCCGAGGUAUGGCAAGACACUCUUACUCUUCUUUGCGAUGGAGAUUAUGGAGUACGGGCGAAUUAUGCCCAGUCAGUGCUCUAUUACCUGGAGAACGAGAUGCCUAAGCGCGGGGAUUCAACGGACGCAGACGGCGUUCGCCGUGUACGGCCUUUGGCUGAAGGUCCCAUAAGACAGGCUAGUAAUGCGUCCGUUGCCUUAGUUGGCGACGGCGCGUCCAGAUUCCUCAAUGCAUUACAUUCCUACCUCUACGUCCUGGCCACUGCUUCUAGUCUCGGGUUGAAUGGCGGGUCCAUCAGUUCUUUGUCGGGUCAGUCGGCAAAUGGUGAUCUCUCUGUGGACGACAGCCGGACGGAGAAUGGAACUGGAACUAGUGAGGACGUGGCCUCCCAAAAUCAUCGCCGCUCCAUGGCGUUCCCCCCUCGACAAAGGAAGGCGUCCAUUGCACAGCAUCUCAUACAGCGGACAUCCAGUCGUAUAUCGGCCUCGGCCUCCGCUACUGCCUCAGACUAUGCGCAUAUAUUGGCCAUCCUAUCCUCCAUCCAUCAGCAGUUGCCCGUUCGAGCCCUGUUGACAGGUGUUCCUAUGUUACUGGCCCUUGACGCCGCAUCCAGGGUCGAUAGUUCUGAGGACGACACACUGAAGUCGAGGCAAGCCGCCAUCAACGAAAUCGUGGCGAAGGUAUGGAUAGUCAUAGGUAAAGUAUGGGAUUGUCCGGAGAUUACGGAUGUCAUUUCAAAGGCGAUUCCAUCUCUGGAUACGCCGUUCUUACCGGCCCCUCCAAAUAAUCUGGACGACUUGCACUCUCCCCGACCCGUUUUGUUCAGCCAGUUAGAUCCGCCUCCUGGAUCUUUGCUGUCCUCAGAUUUGGACGUCCACAUGUUGUUGGCCUGUCUAAGUUCCAGUCGGAAUGCUGCAGAAGCGACUGGUUUAGAUCAGGAAGCUUUGCAACGGCGCCUUUCCGUCCCAUGGACGCCCGAAUCGGCCAUGAAAGAUUCCAUUGAAAGACCGUCAAACUACGAUGCCCUAAGAGGAGAGAGUAUCCUCAAGAUUGCACCAACUCUCAUGCAUGUGGAGAACUUAUCUCUCCAGAGCCUAGGUCGCUUUACUCGAGGGGUCGGAGUCACGGAUCUAAGAGAAGCUCUUGAAGGACGGAAUAGCAUGUCAAACCCGGCUCUGGUUAACGGGGCUCCGUCCAUCUCCACAUUUGAUCACAGUUCGUUGACGCAGGCAGGCGAUGGAUGGGCACUAAGACCGACUCGGUCGCGACCAGCAAGGCGACCACAGACAGCGGGUCCAAGCGAGGUGCGAGACGUGCUGAAUAAGCUCGGUAUAGGAAAACAGAAUGGGAAUAGUCUCCUGAAAGCAUCCUUGUCGCCCCUACCGAAAACAGACAAUAGGUAUGCUCGUAUGUCAGCAUAA
Gloeophyllum trabeum ATCC 11539 is the source of this 3097-nucleotide messenger RNA. RefSeq lists its product as uncharacterized. Gene Ontology annotation, biological process: protein localization to plasma membrane. NCBI's taxonomy places the organism in Eukaryota, Fungi, Basidiomycota, Agaricomycetes, Gloeophyllales, Gloeophyllaceae. Bases 95 to 3097 code for a protein of 1000 amino acids. The record is from RefSeq and is a predicted model, not a curated record. The transcript has 7 exons.